GGUGAGAGCGCGGCUAUGCGCGGGCGCGAGUGCAGAAACGACCACCGUCCUGCAAGUGAGGGACCUCCACCCAUGGCGGAGGACCAAGAAGAAGAACGGCCAGAGCUCUUCCCCUUUCGUGGCAUCCAUAUGGUCCACUACUUCACGGACAACUGGGACCAGGUGGAGGCGUUCCAAGCCAGGCCUGAUGAUGUCGUUGUGGCAUCCUACCCAAAAACUGGCACCACCUGGGUCUCCCAAAUCGUGGACCUCAUGUACUGCUUGGACGACCCCAGCCGGGUGCACCGAGCCCCCAUUUAUGAGAGGGUCCCCUUCUUGGAAAUGUCCAAAACGGAAGACUUUGAGGCAGGCACCACAAUUCUGGAUGCCACGCCGUCCCCCCGGCUGAUCAAAACCCACCUCCCCGUCCAGCUGAUUCCACAGUCUUUCUGGGACAACAAUUGCAAGAUCAUCUACACGGCCCGCAAUGCCAAGGACACAGCCGUCUCCUACUUCCACUUCAGCCGCAUGAACAAGAUCCAGUCGAGGGCGGGCACGUGGCCCACCUUCCUCGAGGAAUUCAUAAAUGGAGAGAUGGUGUUUGGGUCCUGGUAUGACCACGUGAGGGGCUGGUGGGACAAGAAGGAGUCGCAGCCCAUCCUGUACCUGCUCUACGAGGACCUGAAGGAGAACCUUCCACGUGAGAUAGACAAGAUCUGCCGCUUCUUGGGCAGGGAGCUGAGCGUGGCGGACAAGCAGAAGGUGGUGAGCCAAACCAGCUUUGACGUGAUGAAGAGCAGCCCCAUGGCCAACUACUCAACCUGCUCCGCUAUGGACCACAAGGUGUCGCCCUUCAUGAGGAAAGGUCAGGUGGGCGACUGGAAGAACCACUUCACCGUAGUGCAGAAUGAAAGAUUCGAUGAAGACUACAAAAGGAAGAUGGAGGGCACCACGCUGAUGUUCCGCACGGAUAUCUAAUGACACCUGGGGG
This is a messenger RNA of Erpetoichthys calabaricus (reedfish), 970 nucleotides long. RefSeq names its product cytosolic sulfotransferase 3-like. The record is from RefSeq and is a predicted model, not a curated record. Gene Ontology annotation, cellular component: cytoplasm. Gene Ontology annotation, biological process: sulfation. Gene Ontology annotation, molecular function: sulfotransferase activity. The coding region runs from base 16 to 957 and encodes 313 amino acids. The transcript has 8 exons. NCBI's taxonomy places the organism in Eukaryota, Metazoa, Chordata, Cladistia, Polypteriformes, Polypteridae.